Molecule: messenger RNA, 2146 nt
Organism: Carcharodon carcharias (great white shark)
Lineage: Eukaryota; Metazoa; Chordata; Chondrichthyes; Lamniformes; Lamnidae
Gene: ncbp3
Product: nuclear cap binding subunit 3
Exons: 13
Coding region: 56-1972 (638 amino acids)
Cellular component (GO): nucleus; cytosol
Molecular function (GO): RNA 7-methylguanosine cap binding; mRNA binding
Source: RefSeq, a predicted model, not a curated record
CGCCAGCGGGUGGCGGGGGCUCCUCUUGCCUCCGGUCGGCUUCUCCUUGGUUGGAAUGGCGGCGGUGCGGGGCCUGCGGGUCUGUUUGGAACCUGGGGCCGAGGCCCAGGAGCCGGGCUCCGGCUCCGAGUCCGAGCGGGACGACGAGCCCAUGGAGGUGGAGGAGGGAGAGAUCGAGCCCGAGAAACUCGACUCCAUUUCGGUGCGGCGGUCGCUUAAGGACCUGAUCCCGGACACAAGUAGGCGUUAUGAGAACAAGGCUGGUACUUUCAUCACUGGCAUUGAUGUUACCUCAAAGGAAGCAGUGGAGAGGAAGGAACAACGAGCAAGGAGAUUUCACUUCCGGGCAGAGGUGAACCUCACUCAGCGGAAGGUGGUGCUUGACAAGGAGAUCUUGAAGGAAGCCAUUCCCAAGGUUCGCCUGGAGGCCCUCCACGUGACCGGAGUUGAUGAGAUGAGCACUGAAGAGAUCUUUGCGUAUUUUAAGGAAUACCCUCCAUCUAGCAUCGAGUGGAUUGAUGAUUCCUCCUGUAACGUGGUAUGGCUGGAUGAUGUCACAGCUGCCCGUGCCAUGAUUAACCUCAGUGUCAGGGCAGAUGUGAAUACUAGUGCUCGCUCACAGGCUGCAGUAAGAGGCAAACUCAACUCUGAGAAGCAAGAUAGCUCCAAUGAGCAUGAGCCAGCUGAGAGGGCCGAUGAUGAAGAGGAGGAAGAGGGGGAGUUAGAGAAGGAGCCCAGGGACUCUGAAGAAGUAGAAUGCAAAGCAGCCACAACAGACAGUGAGUUGGACACGCUGUCGCAGGCUGAACAAGCCUCAAUCCUUCGAAAUGAUCUGCGGCCAGCAAUCAGGGCGCCACAGGGAAACAAGUUGCAACUGAGAUUCGCCACCAAAGAUGAUCGGAAGGAAUUGGGAGCAGCGAGGCGGAGUCAGUAUUACAUGAAAUAUGGGAAUCCGAAUUAUGGCGGCAUGAAGGGAAUCCUGUCAAAUUCCUGGAAGCGACGAUAUCAUGCCCGACGGAUCCAGAGAGACAUUCUAAAGAAAAAAUCUUUCCUGCCUGAUGAUGUGGGACUAGCAUCCCGUUAUAAACACCAUCACUCUGGUCUGGGGAAUGUUCCCGAGGAGCCGAUCCAGGAGGAGGAUGAGGAUGAAGAUGAUGCGGAGCAGGAUAUGGAGGCAGACGACCGGGUGGUGGUCGAAUAUCGCAAUGAGAGCCGCACAGGUGGGCACUUCAGCCCCCGGGGUUCAGACUCUGAUGAGAUGGACUAUGAUCUGGAGCUGAAGAUGAUCUCGAUGCCGUUGCCCAAGAAGAGUCUGAAGAUGACUAUGUAUGCAGACGAAGUGGAGGCCCAGCUGAAGACUAUUCGGAACUCGAUGAAGCCGGAAGCAAACAUGACGAUUGUGUCUAGCAACGUGAGGAACCGGAUUGGUGCCAGGCUUUCAACUGAGAAGGUUUCUGAUGUGCGGCUACUCCUGGAGGAGAAACGGCAGCUGGCGGAGAGGCAGUUGCCCACGGCAGCUGGCAGCAGCUCAGUCACCAGCACAGGUGUCAGACAGCGACUUGGGAAGAGGCCACACUCUCCACAGGCCAGCAGCAUCUCCAUCACCCGAAGAGAGCCACAGACAGAUGUCCACAGCAGACUGGGGUUCCCUAAACAGGACAGCAGGAGCUUCACGCCUGACAAGAGCAAGAAAAUGGGGAGUUUAUGGAGUCGCCUUGGCAAACCCCCAGUAAAAAGCGAGAAGAUACCAGAGAAAGAGGCAGAGAAGGAACCUGCUGCAGAGAAAGAGGAGGAGGUGGUAGCAGUGAAAGAGGAAGAGAAGGAUGAGGAUGAUGACACAGAGCUCCAACGCGCCUGGGGUGCUCUGAUCAGAGAGAAGGAACGUUCGCACAAGAAGAGUCGUUUAGACAACCUCCCGUCACUACAGAUUGAAAUCAGCCGGGAGAGCUCCACCUCGGACAGUGAAUCUUGACCUCUUGAAGCCCUGACCACGAACUCUGACCCACCAUGGAGAAAAAUGGCAGCUCCCUGGGGCACACGGGGACAAUUUGCCAGCCCUGAGCUGAAAACAGGCGCCUGUGUUUGGAACAAACUCAACCCGAAAUGUUACUGUUUACCUUCUGACUGAAUUAAAUUUAACCUUGAA